AUGCCCAAUCCAGUAAUAAUUAUCCAAAACCCACUAGAACUAGACUAUAGUAAUCUAAUUAAACAAAUAAUACCCAAAAUUAUAGGAUCAAAUAGAUUAGAUGUAUUAAUAAAAGAACCAAUAAAAAAUGUAACAAAUUUAAAUGAUAUUUUAUAUAAUUAUUAUAAUUUAAUAAGAAAUGAAAUAAAUAAAUUUAAUUUUGAAGAUUAUAAUUUUCAAAUUAAUAUAAUUUUUAAUAUAUCUUUUUCAAAAUAUAAAAAGUUAUUACAAAAUUGGAAUCAUAUUUUUAUAUCAUCAAAAGAAAAUGACUUGCAAAAUUUACCAAUACCGAUAACUGAAAUCGAUACUGAAUUAAGUGAGGUAAAACUAGAUUCAAAUUGUUCAAAAAUUUCCAAACAAUUUGAAACUACUGCUGUUGGAGGAACAUUUGAUCAUUUACAUGAUGGUCAUAAAAUUUUAUUAUCAAUGGCAUAUUUUCUUACAUUAAAAAGAAUGAUUAUAGGAAUAACAGGUAAUGAAUUACUCAAAAAUAAAAAAUUUAAAGAAGUUUUAGAAACCUUCACCAAAAGAAAACAAUCAGUUAUUCAAUUUUUAGAUAUAAUAUUUGAUGAUUUAAAUUUAAGAUUUGAAAUUUAUGAAAUUAAUGAUAUUUGUGGUCCAACUGGAUAUUUACCAAAUAUAAAUAGUUUAAUUAUAAGUCAUGAAACUUUAAAAGGUGGAGAAUUUGUAAAUAAAUAUAGACAAGAUCAUGGUUUUAAAAAAUUAGAUAUAACUGCAAUAAAAGUUAUUGGAGAUAAAAACAGUAAUGAAAAUAAUUUAUGGAAGGGGAAAUUAAGUUCAACAGAUAUAAGAGAAAGAGAAUUAAAAAAAUUAAAACAAUUAGAAAAUAUUAAUUGA
Messenger RNA from Lodderomyces pseudojiufengensis, 897 nucleotides. Its product is annotated as putative pantetheine-phosphate adenylyltransferase. The coding region runs from base 1 to 897 and encodes 298 amino acids. Lineage: Eukaryota; Fungi; Ascomycota; Pichiomycetes; Serinales; Debaryomycetaceae. Gene Ontology annotation, molecular function: dephospho-CoA kinase activity. The transcript has a single exon. Gene Ontology annotation, biological process: coenzyme A biosynthetic process. The record is from RefSeq and is a predicted model, not a curated record.